Messenger RNA from Manis javanica (Malayan pangolin), 1486 nucleotides. RefSeq names its product olfactomedin like 3 (gene OLFML3). Gene Ontology annotation, biological process: signal transduction. The record is from RefSeq and is a predicted model, not a curated record. Lineage: Eukaryota; Metazoa; Chordata; Mammalia; Pholidota; Manidae.
UACCCCGCAGGCGUGAGUGGAAGCGGCCAACUGCACACAACUGCACACUCUCUACUCUGGCCCCGCUUUCCCGCGGCCAUGAGGCCCUGGGCGCCUCUCCUGUUCCUUUUGCCGUGGGUGGGGCCCCUCCAAGGACAGCAGCACCAGCUCGUGGAGUACCUGGAGCGCCGGCUCGCUGCCUUGGAGGAACGGCUGGCUCAGUGCCAAGAGCAAAGUAGCCGGCACGCUGCUGAGCUGAGGGACUUCAAGAACAAGAUGCUGCCGUUGCUGGAAGCGGCUGAGAAGGAGCGGGAGGCACUCAGAACUGAGGCUGACACCAUCUCGGGGAGAGUGGACCGUCUGGAGCGGGAGGUCGACUAUUUGGAGACCCAGAACCCAGCUCCACCCUGUGUAGAUGUUGAUGAGAAGGUCACUGGGGGCCCUGGCAGCAAAGGCAAGGGCAGAAGAAACGAGAAGUACGAUAUGGUGACAGACUGUGGCUACACAAUCUCUCAGGUGAAAUCAAUGAAGAUCCUGAAGCGGUUCGGUGGCCCAGCUGGUCUGUGGACCAAGGAUCCAAUGGGGCCAACAGAGAAGAUCUACGUGUUGGAUGGGACACAGAAUGACACAGCCUUUGUCUUCCCAAGGCUGCGUGACUUCACCCUUGCCAUGGCUGCCCGGAAAGCUUCCCGAGUCCGGGUGCCCUUCCCCUGGGUAGGCACAGGGCAGCUGGUAUACAGUGGCUUUCUUUAUUAUGCCCGGAGGCCUCCUGGAGGACCUGGAGGGGUUGGUGAGUUGGAGAACACUUUGCAGCUCAUCAAAUUCCACCUGGCAAACCGAACAGUGGUGGACAGUUCAGUGUUCCCAGCAGAGGGUUUGAUCCCCCCGUAUGGGCUGACAGCAAACACGUACAUUGACUUGGCGGCUGAUGAGGAGGGCCUUUGGGCCGUCUAUGCCACCCGGGAGGAUGACAGGCACUUGUGUUUGGCCAAAUUAGACCCACAGACACUGGACACAGAGCAGCAGUGGGACACACCAUGUCCCAGAGAGAAUGCUGAGGCUGCCUUUGUCAUCUGUGGGACCCUAUACGUUGUCUAUAACACCCGCCCUGCCAGUCGGGCCCGCAUCCAGUGCUCUUUUGAUGCCAGCGGCACCCUGACCCCUGAAAGGGCAACGCUGCCUUACUUCCCCCGCCGGUAUGGUGCCCAUGCCAGCCUCCGCUAUAACCCUCGAGAACGUCAGCUCUAUGCCUGGGAUGAUGGCUACCAGAUUGUCUAUAAGCUGGAGAUGAAAAAGAAAGAGGAAGAAGUUUGAGGAGCUAGAUUGUAUGGGGGUAACCCAGCCAACAGGCAGCAGACUGUUUCUUGGCUCAGACGAGUUGGGGACAGAGAGGAGCAGAAGGAGACUUUCAACUCUAUCCUCUCCUCCUCCCUUCAGGCCCUGAAGAAUGGGAAUUUCUCCACAUCCUUUUGUAUGGCAACAUUUUGCAUUAAACAGAAAACCCUAA